AUGACCUCAAGAUCAAUCGUUCGAGGGCUGUUACAGAGCUCAAAGCCGCAAUACCGAGCACUCUCGACCACCAGAUCAUGUCUUGCUAGAAAGCACCCUAAUGGAUAUGCACCGCCUGCAAAAGAGGAUCUAGAGGAGUUACGGGAAAGGACGAGAGAGUUUGCUCUUCGCGAAAUUCCAGAGGAUGUUGCCGUAAAGACUGACCACGACAACGAAUUUCCAAAUCACAUGUGGCGGAAGAUGGGUGAAGCUGGUCUGCUGGGCAUCACCGCCGACGAGGAUUAUGGUGGCCUUGCCAUGGGCUAUCAAGCACAUAUAAUAGUCAUGGAGGAGCUCUCGCGAGCAUCAGGCAGCAUCGGACUCUCAUAUGCCGCACAUUCUCAGCUAUGUGUGAACCAGCUCAUGUUGAAUGGCAACAAAGACCAGAAGCAAAGAUUCCUACCAGACUUGAUUGCAGGCAAGAAAGUCGGCGCUCUAGCCAUGUCUGAAGUCUCGGCCGGAAGCGAUGUGGUUAGCAUGAAGAUGACAGCUAACGAGGUCGAUGGUGGAUAUGUCUUGAACGGAACAAAGUUCUGGAUCACCAAUGGACCCGAUGCAGAUACAAUGGUGGUGUACGCGAAGACAGCGCCGGAGGCUGCAUCUAAAGGCAUCACUGCCUUCAUUGUGGACACCACAGCUAAAGGAUUUUCAUGUGCUCGCAAACUCGACAAACUCGGUAUGAGAGGCUCCAACACUGGCGAGAUCGUCUUCGAGGAUGUGUUUGUACCAACAGAAAACAUUCUCGGAGAGGUCAACAAAGGUGUUCGAGUGUUGAUGGAGGGUCUUGAUCUAGAGCGAUUGGUGCUGAGUGCAGGUCCAUUGGGACUCAUGAAAGCUGCUCUUGAUGUGACUCUACCAUACACACACGAACGCAAGCAAUUCGGCCAACCCAUCGCAACUAACCAAUUCAUCCACGGAAAGCUUGCAGACAUGUACACAAAGUACAUGGCAUCAUCAGCAUUCACCUACACUGUCGCUGCCGCGAUUGACAACGAUCCAGAUAACGCCCAGAUCAAAACGCAGGACUGCGCCGGUGCUAUCCUGUACGCGGCAGAGAGAGCAACCGAGUGCGGGAUGGACGCAAUUCAGUGCAUGGGCGGCAUGGGCUACAUGAGCGAGAUUGCUGCAGGCAGGAUCAUGCGGGAUGCUAAGCUGUAUGAGAUCGGCGCCGGAACAAGCGAGAUCAGAAGGAUGGUCAUUGGAAGGGCGUUUAACAAGGAAUACCUUCGAUAA
Aureobasidium subglaciale EXF-2481 is the source of this 1272-nucleotide messenger RNA. RefSeq lists its product as uncharacterized. Gene Ontology annotation, molecular function: flavin adenine dinucleotide binding; 3-methylbutanoyl-CoA dehydrogenase activity. Bases 1 to 1272 code for a protein of 423 amino acids. Gene Ontology annotation, biological process: L-leucine catabolic process. The record is from RefSeq and is a predicted model, not a curated record. The transcript is spliced from 5 exons. NCBI's taxonomy places the organism in Eukaryota, Fungi, Ascomycota, Dothideomycetes, Dothideales, Saccotheciaceae.